AUGCCCGAGCCCUCCGCGGCCGACUCCCCUGCGCGCCGGAUCGCCGCGGCCCCUCCGCCCCGCCCCAUGGCCGCCUCCGCGCGCUGGCCUUGGCCGGCCUGCCCCGCGCCCGCGCCGCUUGGCCCCGGCGCGCCCGCCGACUCGCCAUCUCCGCGCAGGGCCUCCCGAGCCGACUUGGCCGGCCUGCCCCGCCCCGAGCCUGCUGCGCGUCCAUGCGCCAUCGCGCUGUGCCCCGCGCCCGACUCCCCGUCGCCGCGCACCUGCACUCCCGCGCCCCUGGCCGCCUGCGGCGCUCGUGCCGGCCGACCGCGGCCCCGGGCCGACUCCGCCGACCGCCGGCUCUGCCUCCGCCUCCGCCGAGUCGCGCGUGCCGACUCCGGCUUCACCCGCGCCCAGCCGCCGGGUUACUGGCGCCCCCGCAGCCGGCUCCGCCGGCCGACCUCCCGCACCCCGGCCGCGCCAGCGCCGACUCGCCCCUCGCGUGCGCCGGGUCGCCGCUCCCCCGCCGGCUCCCUCCCGCUUAGGGCCGAGUCCCCUCGAUGGCCGGUGUCCGCCUCGGCGUCUGCACGAGCCGCCUGCCGGCUCGCCACUACGUCCGGCCCCGGCCGGCUGGCCCUCUGCCCCGCUCACCUGGCCGGCUCCGGCCCGGCCCUCACAGCUCUGGCCGGCUCGGCGCGUUGCCGGGCCCGCCCCGCGGCCGACUCCGCCCGCAUCCCGAAUUGGGCCGAGUCCCCGUCGCCGACCUCCCGCACCCCGGCCGCGCCAGCGCCGACUCGCCCCUCGCGUGCGCCGGGUCGCCGCUCCCCCGCCGGCUCCCUCCCGCUUCGGGCCGAGUCCCCUCGACGGCCGGUGUCCGCCUCGGCGUCUGCACGAGCCGCCUGCCGGCUCGCCACUACGUCCGGCCCCGGCCGGCUGGCCCUCUGCCCCGCUCACCUGGCCGGCUCCGGCCCGGCCCUCACAGCUCUGGCCGGCACGGCGCCUUGCCGGGCCCGCCCCGCGGCCGACUCCGCCCGCAUCCCGCAUCGGGCCGAGUCCCCGUCGCCGACCUCCCGCACCCCGGUCGCGCCAGCGCCGACUCACCCCUCGCGUGCGCCGGGUCGCCGCUCCCCCGCCGGCUCCCUCCCGCAUCGGGCCGAGUCCCCUCGACGGCCGGUGUCCGCCUCGGCGUUCGCGCUAACCGCCCGCCGGCUCGCCACUCCGUCCGGCCCCGGCCGGCUGGCCCUCUGCCUUGCCGCCUGGCCGGCUCCGCCCCGCGCCGACUGA
Aegilops tauschii subsp. strangulata is the source of this 1263-nucleotide messenger RNA. NCBI's taxonomy places the organism in Eukaryota, Viridiplantae, Streptophyta, Magnoliopsida, Poales, Poaceae. The record is from RefSeq and is a predicted model, not a curated record.